Spinacia oleracea (spinach) is the source of this 945-nucleotide messenger RNA. Its product is annotated as protein FAR1-RELATED SEQUENCE 5-like. The transcript is spliced from 2 exons. The record is from RefSeq and is a predicted model, not a curated record. NCBI's taxonomy places the organism in Eukaryota, Viridiplantae, Streptophyta, Magnoliopsida, Caryophyllales, Amaranthaceae. Bases 1 to 945 code for a protein of 314 amino acids.
AUGGUUGAAUUUGUUGGGAAUGAUAAUGAGGAUGUAAUUGAGGAUAUAAUUGAGGAAGUAAACAUUACUGAUGAUGAAGAAGAAACUGGAGCAGAUGAUGAUGUAGUGACUCCUCCAUUUGUUGGGAUGGUAUUCCACAGUUGGGAAGAAGUGGAUAAGUACUACAAAAGGUAUGGUAGACAACAAGGAUUUGGCAUACUCCGUGCUUGUAUAGGCGUCGGGUUGAGGGGAAAAAGGGUUUACUCAACUAGGGAUGAGCUUGGCACUAAAAGGUCAAAGAAAUGUGAUUGUCCGGUUCUAAUGUAUUGCAACAGGACUAAGGAUGGGGAAUGGGUGGUUAAAAGGGCAGUUAAUGAGCAUAAGAACCAUUGUCCAACACCGAGGAAGUUUAGGUAUGUUCCUAGGUAUCGACAGGAAGACAUCAACUCUCUUAUAAAGAGGAAGUUGUUCAAUGACUACAACUCGGGUGCUAAUGUUCCUCAGAUAUUUAACUGUCUAGCUAGCGAGAGGAACGGAGUUGAGAAUGUGACAUUCACCAAAAAAGAUCUUCAAAAUAUUAUUGCUAGGGAUAAGGCAGAAAAGCUGAAGGAGGGAGAUUGGAAUGCAAUGUGGAAGUACUUUAAAGCGAUGUAUACUGACAACGAAAAUUUCUUUCACAAGCAUAGGGUGGGUGAGGAUAACAGAUUACAGGAUGUGAUGUGGGUAGAUGCUAGGAAUAGAGCCGCUUACGAAGAGUUUGGAGAUGUUGUAUUGUUUGACUCCACCUACUUAACAAAUGAGUAUGACUUGCCAUUUUCUAACUUUGUUGGGGUUAAUCACCAUGGUCAAACCAUUCUGCUUGGGUGUGCAUUGUUAUCCCAUGAAGAUUCAGAGACUUUUGAAUGGUUAUUUACCGAGUUGUUGUCAUGUAUGUCUAACAAAAAAACCCAUUGGUUUUCUUACUGA